This is a messenger RNA of Lampris incognitus (smalleye Pacific opah), 1269 nucleotides long. RefSeq names its product transcription elongation factor A (SII), 2 (gene tcea2). The record is from RefSeq and is a predicted model, not a curated record. NCBI's taxonomy places the organism in Eukaryota, Metazoa, Chordata, Actinopteri, Lampriformes, Lampridae. Gene Ontology annotation, biological process: transcription elongation by RNA polymerase II; DNA-templated transcription. Gene Ontology annotation, molecular function: zinc ion binding; nucleic acid binding. The transcript has 11 exons. The coding region runs from base 67 to 1269 and encodes 400 amino acids. Gene Ontology annotation, cellular component: nucleus.
GGACGGCAGAGGAGACGGGAGAGGUUUUCCUCCACAUAAAUGAACGCAUACCCGUAGCCGACGCGGAUGACAGACGGAGAAAUUAAGGGCGAAAUGGCGAAAGACCAAGACGUGGUGCGCAUCGCUAAAAGGCUUGACAAAAUGGUGCUAAAGAAAAACACGGAUGGCGCCAUUGACCUGCUGAAGCAACUGGAAAGUACUAAAAUGUCUCUGGAGACCCUGCAGUCAACCAGGAUUGGGAUGUCGGUGAAUGCUGUGAGGAAGCAGAGCUCAGACGCGGAAGUUCAGACUCUGGCCAGGUCUCUCAUUAAGUCCUGGAAGAAACUUCUGGAAGGUGACGAGAAAAAGAAGAAAGGAGAGAGUGAUCCUGUGGAAUCGCCCUCCACUUCCAAAGACUCUGGGACCAGUAAGAGUAAGAAGGCCCCAAAAACCUCUACCACCCCUGCCCCCCCGUCUCGGAUCACGUCCUUCCCCCCUGACCCCGUCAUCGCUGACGGUGUGCGGCUCAAGUGUCGAGAGCUACUUGUGGCUGCGCUGCAGACAGAUGGUGACCACAUGACCAUUGGCGCCAACUGUGACCACCUUGCAGAGCAGAUAGAAGACUUGAUCUUCCAGGAGUUCAAGGCGACAGACAUUAAGUACAAAAACCGCUUACGGAGCCGCAUCUCCAACCUGAAGGACCAGAAGAACCCAGAUCUCCGCAAGAACGUCCUGUGUGGAACCAUCUCACCUGAACGCAUUGCCACCAUGACUGCUGAGGAGAUGGCCAGCGCUGAGUUGAAGCAGAUCAGGGACGAUCUGACUAAAAAGUCAUUCAGAAACCACCAGUUGUCCAAAGUAGGAGGGACGGAGACAGAUAUGUUUAUCUGUAAGAACUGUCAGAGCAAGAACUGCACUUAUACACAGGUGCAGACGGUCAGCGCUGAUGAGUCCGUCACUACAUUUGUGCUAUGCAACUUCUGUGGCAACAGAUGGAAGGUGCAUGAGUUACUGUUGUCAUGGACGUCAAUGGAAAGUCGAAGUGCUGGGUUUGCUGAAAGGACAGCUGUCCCCUGUGCCAGGAUUGAGGUGCACCAGAUACCUAUUUGUAGCUAUGGCCCCAUGUACAAUCCUCCACUGGAGGUCACCUGUCUGUUUGUUAAAGGGGAGGUUUGUACAGGGACUGCCAACAGCCCCUUGGGAAUGACCCCACACCAAAAAAACUCUGUCCACCUCAACACGUUCCCCCCUGCCAGGGAACGCAAGUUUGAAACCUUCACACUGAUAUAA